GUUAGUAAGCGGCGGUAGCUUCCUCCAUCCCCUCGCCGCACCCGAGAUUAAGGGUAUAGAUCCAGACGAGAGCAUCAGAGAGACUUUGUCUCGUGAAUGCGAUUACGGUAGCCAACAGCACGCUGAGAAUACCAAACGUCGCGAGCUCGUCAAACAGGGCAUUAGCUUGGAAAGGGCGAUGCGUCGCGCCAAAGCCUGCGAAAAGAGGCAGGUGGCGCAGUAUGCAGACUGUGUCUGGGAGCCUGAAUUUCUCAAGCCGAUCAGGGAUAGAAAGCUUGCUGGAAUUUACCUGCGACAUGCAGUUUCCGACGACAUGGAAGCCGUAUGCAAUAUCCUCAAUUAUUACGUGGAACACACUACGUCUGUUUCAGAGACAGAGCGCCCCACAGUCAUGGAACUCCGCGAACAGUUCAAGAAAAUCACGCAGCAGAGCAAGCUGCCAUUCCUAGUGGCGUGCGAAAAGGGUGCUCUGCUCAGAGCGAAAUACAGCAGGAAUGGGGAUCUCCUUCUCGACCCACGCCAACUCCCUGACACCAUUGUUGGCUUCGGCCGUGCGGUCGAUUACGGCAAUGGUGAUGAAAUGUAUCGCUCCACUGCGGUACUCGAGAUCUUCAUUCGGCAAACUCACGUCUUGAGGAGAAUCGGGACAUGCAUCAUGGACAAGAUGCUGGGCCUGCUCGAUCCCGAUCAUAUCGAGCGUGGCGGGUACGAGGUUGGCGACGACAACCUAGAGGGUGCCAGGCCAGUACGCAACAUCAAGAACAUCGUAGUUGACUACCUCUACUCGACCGACAGGCCCGAGAGACUUGAGUCUAUGCGCAGGCGGCUGGUCCAAGGCUACCAAUUCGAGGAAGUGGGCAAGCUUCGCGACAUUGGCAGGAAACUCGACAGAUCGGUCAGCAAGGCGGUCUUCAUGCGUACGACUGGUGCGGUACUCGAUCAUACCGACCCUCCGGAAGUUAUAUAUUCCGCGUGGCCGUGAGAGAUCAUCGCGCCUGGGAGAGACGGACAGACUGCGAUUGACCCUGGUUCACGAUAGAUAUCACGACGACCCUGAGAGAGACGACGCGCAAGAUUUUCCUACUGUUUAGAAGAGCGAGGCAGGGUGACGGGACGGCAAGGCAACAAGACAGCAAGACAGACAGC
Molecule: messenger RNA, 1146 nt
Organism: Sphaerulina musiva SO2202
Lineage: Eukaryota; Fungi; Ascomycota; Dothideomycetes; Mycosphaerellales; Mycosphaerellaceae
Exons: 1
Coding region: 179-982 (267 amino acids)
Source: RefSeq, a predicted model, not a curated record